AUGAGGAAUCACACUCCAGUGACCGAGUUCCUCCUCACGGGAAUCCCUCACACACAGGGGCUGGAACACGUGCUCUUUGUCUUCUUCCUCACUUUCUACCUGCUCACUCUUGUGGGGAACCUGCUCAUUCUCCUGGCCAUCCUCACUUCCUCCAACCUCCACACCCCCAUGUAUUUCUUCCUGGGCAACCUGUCAGUGUUUGACAUCUUUUUCCCUUCUGUGAGUUCCCCCAAAAUGAUGCUCUACCUACUGGGGCAAAGCCGGACUAUCUCUUACCAGGGCUGCGCCUGCCAGCUCUUCUUUUAUCACUUCCUGGGCUGCACGGAGUGUUUCCUGUACACUGUGAUGGCCUAUGACCGCUUUGCCGCCAUCUGUCACCCCUUGCGGUACACGGCCAUCAUGAACCCCAGGGUGUGCGCCAUCUUGACUCUGAGCACCUGGAUGGGGAGCAGUGUGCAUGCGUCUGUCCUCACAUUUCUUGUGUUUAAGUUACCCUACUGUGGCCCCAAGGAGGUGGGCAAUUUCUUCUGUGACAUCCCGGUGGUGCUGCCCCUGGCCUGUGCAGACACCUCUCUAGCUCACAGGGUGAGUGUCACCAACGUAGGUGUUGUGGCACUCCUGUGUUUCCUUCUUGUCCUCACUUCUUACACUCGCAUCAUUAUCUCUAUAUUGAGAAUCAGCUCCUCAGAAGGCAGGCACAGAGCCUUCUCCACUUGCAGUGCCCACCUGACUUCCGUCUUGCUCUUCUAUGGACCCGUGAUCCUCAUUUAUCUCCGGCCUGCUUCCAGCCCUUGGCUGGAUUCUGUGGUUCCGUUGUUCAAUAAUAUUGUUAACCCUUCCCUGAAUCCUUUGAUAUACAGCUUGAGAAACAAGGAUAUGAAGUUGGCUCUGAGAAAAGCACUAAUCCAAGGAGUAGAUACUUGUGGAGCAUAAAGUAGUAUGUCAUUAUCUGUGCUUACAGAUUUGCCUUGCAUUUAUAUGGGGCAUGUGGUCUAUGAAACCAGCUGGGGUGAAUGGCUAAGUAGCAUUUGGGAUAAAUAGGUUGAAUGGAUUUUUUUUGUCAUUAAACAUGUAUAUAUUUAUAUAAAUUUGUAUUCAAGAAAAUCUUUAUGGCACUUACAAUGUGCCAGGUACUAUGCUAUGCACUUUAUAAACACUGACAUAUGUUAUUAUGAGAAUUUUCAUAUAGAGUAGAUAUUAUUAUCCUGGUAUACAGAGGAGUGUAUUAACGCACUGAGAGGUUAA
Bubalus bubalis (water buffalo) is the source of this 1245-nucleotide messenger RNA. Its product is annotated as putative olfactory receptor 10D4. Lineage: Eukaryota; Metazoa; Chordata; Mammalia; Artiodactyla; Bovidae. Gene Ontology annotation, molecular function: olfactory receptor activity; G protein-coupled receptor activity. The coding region runs from base 1 to 933 and encodes 310 amino acids. Gene Ontology annotation, biological process: G protein-coupled receptor signaling pathway. The transcript has a single exon. Gene Ontology annotation, cellular component: membrane. The record is from RefSeq and is a predicted model, not a curated record.